AUGGAUUUACAAACGGCGAACAAGCCCACAACCACGACCAGCACGCCCGCCUCGAGUCCCGGGCUCUUCUCUCCCACUGCCAAUCCUCUUCGUAUGCCAUUACCUGCGCUCCUAGAUGGCACUCCACAGUCCAGUCCCUAUUUGCACCCGUUGCAGAUGCAUAAAGUUCGAGAAACCCACAAAGCCCAGAUCGAACAAGACUUCAUCACCGGCAGAAAGCUGAUAAACCAAUACGAAGUAAUCGAAGAGAUUGGGAGGGGUGUUCACGGCAAGGUCAAGUUGGCACGGAGCCUGGAUACCGGGGAUUAUGUCGCUAUCAAGAUUAUACAACGCUUCUCCAAAAAGAGAAGGCUAGGAAGAGUCACUGUUUCACCCGAAGACAAGACAAAAAGAGAGAUUGCUAUUCUCAAAAAGAUCCGGCAUGCAAAUGUCGUCGGUCUGUUGGAAAUCAUCGAUGAUCCGGAGUUGAAGAAGAUAUACAUGGUGUUGGAACAUGUCGAGCUUGGAGAGAUCACAUGGCGCAAGAAGGGCGUCCCUCGCAUUUGCUUCUACGAGAGACGGCGUAUCGAGAAGGAACAAAGGGGCGAGAAGGAUACAGGAGACGAGGAGAAGCAUUACAAGAUGCUUGAGAGGAGGCGGCAGCGCAAGGAAUCACAACGAGCCAAGCUCAUCCAACACCACGGCCAAGUACCCACCGACUACUGGAGUCUGGAACAUGGAACGGACGACGAGGAUGCUGAUAUUCCCCUGUCGAGGCAGACGACAUAUGAUUCAACGCUAAAUCUCUCUCGUUCGUAUCAAUCUGCCACACUGUCAAAUCCAGGGUCCCGCGUUGCGUCGAAUACACCAUCUCGAACCCCUUCCAGAGCACCUUCUCGUGCAAGUUCCCGUUCUCACACUCCACUCCCGGAAUAUGAUAUUGGUCCGAUCGAUAGCGACAACGAAGAUGAAACGCCUGGGCCUUUGCCGCACAUAUCGAACCCUCUUGAAGGAUCGUACUAUGGAUCAUACCCAGACGAGCCGCCAUAUCGAGGGAGAUCGCCAAGUAUGGCGGAUAGUAUCAUUUCUCACAUGUCUUCCCUUGACGACAUUCCACAUGAUGCUUUCGAGGAGGAUUACUCAUACGUUCCUUGUUUUACCCUGGACCAAGCUCGAUCGACCUUUCGAGAUACAGUUUUAGGACUAGAAUACCUGCACUACGAAGGUGUUGUUCACAGAGACAUCAAACCCUCGAAUCUGUUGUGGACAAAGGACCAUAGGGUGAAGAUCUCCGACUUUGGUGUCUCUUAUUUCGGCCGACCCAUCCGAGAAGGAGAGACGGAAGAGAAUGUCUCCGAAGCUGAUGCUACCGACUUUGACGACGAUCUUGAGUUGGCCAAGACUGUUGGUACACCCGCUUUCUUCGCACCAGAAUUGUGCUACACUGAUAUCGAAGGCGAACAACCCAAGGUCACGGAACAGAUUGAUGUGUGGUCACUGGGUGUUACGCUCUAUUGUUUGAUCUUUGCUCGCAUCCCGUUCCUUGCCGAUGAUGAGUGGCAAUUGUUCAAAAGCAUCGCAAAAGACGAUGUAUACAUCCCCAAAAGACGUUUAAAAGCUGUCAAUCCCGCCAUCUCGUCGUCGCAAACAAACCUGCACAGUCUCAGCAAACGUACGGGUCCAUCGACCGGCCCCUACAGAGAAGAUGCCGAACUCGCGUACGAGGAUAUCGAUGAUGAGCUACAUGAUUUGAUCCGAAGGAUGCUCAUCAAAGACCCAUCGGAGAGAAUGAAAUUGAGAGAAGUCAAACGUCAUCCAUGGGUAAUUAAAGAUAUUGAUAACAUUAUCGGAUGGCUUGACGAUUCAGAUCCAUCAAGGAGGACGGCUGGUAAGAGGAUCCAAGUCGACACUCAAGAAUUGGAACGAGCCGUCGUUCCAAUCACAUUCCUCGAGCGUGCUCGAUCAGCUCUCAAAAAGACCGUCAACAAGGUGAUCGGUGUUGCCAGAAGCGAAACGAGAGGCGAGGGUUCUCGAAAACGGGCUAUCAGCAGUGCCACAAGUUCAGGAACAGACAACUUUCAGUUUUCAAACACUCCUGUCCUGCGCGAGGCUCGACGAUCUAGCCUUAGGGGCGACGAAUCUUACUUUUCUACUGCCACUGCCAACGACCCACAAGGACAUCGUGAGCCAUAUGAGCAUCCUCUUGCGCAGAGCCUCACCGCUAGUCCCGACCUAGUAACUAACUCGGAUGACCCCUUUUCGGACGGCUUUGCUCAACAGCAAUCCUAUUCGGUAGGAGCUACUCCCAAACGGGUUCCCUCGGGGGGACCUACAGAUUUUGAUAUUAGACCAGGGCCGCCAGAGCGAAUUGUAUCAACGUCAGCAUCUAUUCAAACGGUCAUACAGAGAGGACAUUCGCACUCGCGAUCAGUGACCCACACACCAAAGCCUAGUAUGGUAAACGACGAUGUUGCCAUGGCCACUGGACCUUUCACGGACCAUUUUGGGGGUACCUUUAACAGAACGUGGAGCAGAGGUCGAGCUUCUAUGUCUGAGAUUGAGGAAGGCACCACUUCACGUGCUCGAUCAGUCGACCGGAGUUUAUUUGAGUCUGAGAACAAGCAUGCGGAGGCUAGCGUGGCUGUGAGUAAUGCUCAUGCGCCUGGUCGGUUUGAGCACUCCACCACGGUCUGCCAACCCCCAUCUCGGUCCGCAGACGUCAGUCCCACCAAUAUAGAACAUGACAAGCCGCUGCCGUCGCCGAUGUUCUUCCAACCUUAUAUGGUCCAUCAACACCAGAUUCAAUUGCAGUCGGCAUCAACUCCAAAUUUCCCCCACUCUGUCUACGCUGCUUCAAAUCUCGAUGAGCGACCUUCAACGGCAAAUAAGACCCCCGAAGGCAAGACACCAGUCCCUCGAACCUUCCCAAGCACACCGGAGUCCUUCAAACGAGACACAAACGAGAGACGUCGUCAAUCUCCAGACGACGACUUUAUGCAAAAGCAGGAAGAAGAGGCGAAGCGCGCUCAAUCUUAUAGCUCGGUCAACUCCACUGGCAUGGCAUCUGCUUCUUCGCCUUCUGGUGCUACGUCGCCCAUCUCGUCGGUGAACCUUGGCUCGCGGGAUAAAAUCUUCCCAAGCGUGCCCUCAUUACCAGCGCUCAUAUCUGGCGCUUCUUCUGUGUCUGCGGAUGCGGAGGAGGAUUUCCUCACCCAUCCUGGUUUCGCUACCGUUUCCGUGAACUCGACUCCUGAAACGCUCACACCGCCUGAGUUAUCUAAACAUUCCACUACAGAAGAAGUGUCGCCUACCGAUGACGCUAUUGUAUUAAGUCCGGAUAUUGAUGAUGAGGGUUAUAAUGGCGAUGGUGAUCCGGCCGAGGAGAGUGAUGAGGAUAGUGAUGAGGGCCUCACGAUGAUUCGACGGAAACCGAAAAAGGUUAUCCAGGAGGGCAUGGGUAUUGUGAGAAGGGACACGAAUGCUAGUGUGGGGAGUACGGAGACGGCGAAGAAGGUUGACAUUGAUGCUUAG
Messenger RNA from Lachnellula hyalina, 3510 nucleotides. RefSeq names its product Serine/threonine-protein kinase (gene ssp1). The record is from RefSeq and is a predicted model, not a curated record. Gene Ontology annotation, biological process: protein phosphorylation. The transcript is spliced from 2 exons. The coding region runs from base 1 to 3510 and encodes 1169 amino acids. Gene Ontology annotation, molecular function: ATP binding; protein kinase activity. Lineage: Eukaryota; Fungi; Ascomycota; Leotiomycetes; Helotiales; Lachnaceae.